This is a messenger RNA of Rhea pennata, 13763 nucleotides long. It is a transcript of the gene ZFHX3, whose product is annotated as zinc finger homeobox 3. Gene Ontology annotation, cellular component: nucleus. Gene Ontology annotation, molecular function: RNA polymerase II cis-regulatory region sequence-specific DNA binding; DNA-binding transcription factor activity, RNA polymerase II-specific; zinc ion binding. The transcript has 10 exons. NCBI's taxonomy places the organism in Eukaryota, Metazoa, Chordata, Aves, Rheiformes, Rheidae. The record is from RefSeq and is a predicted model, not a curated record. Gene Ontology annotation, biological process: regulation of neuron differentiation; regulation of transcription by RNA polymerase II. Bases 189 to 11231 code for a protein of 3680 amino acids.
CCGGCCCCCGCUGCCCCGGGCCCCUGCGCGCAGCGCGCCGCUCCUGCCGCCGCAGCCGCCGCAGCCUGCAUGGGCUCCGUCCCCCCCGCGCCGCCGCCGCCGCCGCCCGGCUCUGAGAGCGCCGCCGCCGAGCAGCGACCGCGUCCAAGCCGUACUGGGUGCAAUGAAAGCUCCAUGCAGGCCUUACCAUGGAGGGCUGUGACUCGCCUGUCAUCUCCGGGAAGGACAAUGGGUGUAGCAUCCCUCAGCACCAGCAAUGGACUGAUCUCAAGAGCACCCACCUCCCCGACAAGCCCAGCAGCAUGGAGCAGUCCACAACAGAAAACCACGGGCCCCUUGACAGCCUGAGGGUCCCUUUUAAUGAACGCAUCCCAGACAGCACCAACUCAGCCGGCCCCAGCACUGAGUCCACUAGCAAAGAGGUCAGCUGCAACGAGUGCUCGGCCUCCUUUGCCAGUUUACAGACCUACAUGGAGCACCAUUGCGCCAGCGCCCGCCCACCCCCUCCGCUGAAGGAGGAGAGUGGGAGUGACAGCAGCGAGGAAGGGGACGAAGAGAGUGAUGUGGAGAACCUGGCUGGUGAAAUCGUUUACCAGCCGGAUGGCUCGGCGUACAUCGUUGAGAGCGUCAGCCAGCUGAUCCAAAGUGGGGGAGCCUGUAGCAGUGGCAAUGGCAACGGCAGUGGGGCUCUUCCUUCGCUCUUCAUGAACUCUCUACCCAGCGCUGGGGGCAAGCAAGGAGAACCCUCCUCUGCCGCACCCGUCUACCCACAGAUCAUUAAUACUUUCCACAUAGCCUCAUCCUUCGGGAAAUGGUUUGAAGGUUCAGACCAGUCCUUCCCGAAUACCUCAGCCCUGGCGGGCAUCAGCCCCGUCCUGCACAGCUUCCGCGUUUUCGAUGUGCGACACAAAAGCAACAAGGAUUACCUGAACAGCGACGGUUCUGCCAAAAGCUCCUGUGUAUCCAAAGAUGUUCCCAACAAUGUGGACCUGUCCAAAUUUGAUGGCUUUGUGCUCUACGGGAAGAGGAAGCCCAUCCUGAUGUGUUUCUUGUGUAAGCUCUCCUUUGGGUAUGUCCGCUCAUUCGUGACCCAUGCGGUACAUGAUCACCGAAUGACUCUGAGUGAGGAAGAGCGGAAAAUUCUUAGCAAUAAGAACAUCUCCGCUAUCAUCCAAGGAAUAGGCAAGGACAAGGAACCCCUUGUAAGUUUUCUGGAACCAAAAAACAAAACCUUUCAACACCCUCUUGUUUCUGCAGCUAACCUCAUAGGCCCUGGACACAGUUUUUAUGGUAAAUUCAGUGGCAUUCGAAUGGAAGGUGAACAGACUCUCCAGGCUGGGACUGCUAGUGGAACAGAGCAGCCGCAGUCAGGCAUCUUGGCACCUGGUGCGCUCCUGAACCUUGGUGGGCUGACCAGCUCGGCUCUGAAGACUCCAAUUACCUCAGUCCCCCUGGGCCCGCUGGCUUCCAGUCCUACCAAAUCCUCAGAGGGAAAGGACCCUGGGGUAGCAGAGAGCGAGAAGCAAGAAAUGGGUGACCAGGAUAGCCUCUCGGAAAAGGCAGAGCCAGCUGAGGAGGUGGAGGAAGAAGAGGAGGAGGAUGUGGAGGAGGAGGAGGAGGAGGAAGAGGAAGAGGAGGAGGAAGAAGAGGAAGAUGAUGAUGAGGGUUGCAAAGGACUGUUUCCGAGUGAGUUGGAGGAUGAGUUGGAGGACAGGCCCCAGGAGGAAUCUGGGGCUGUGUCAGGCAGCAGCAGCAGCAAAAAGGACCUUGCUCUCUCAAACCAAAGCAUUUCUAACUCUCCCUUAAUGCCUAACGUGCUCCAGACCCUGUCACGGGGCACAGCUUCUACUAGUUCUAAUUCUGCUUCUUCCUUUGUCUUUGAUGGUGCAAACAGGAGGAAUCACUUAAGCUUUAACAAUGAGGGCGGUGGAGCCAAUGUGGCAGAGGGCAGCAGGAGGCUGGACUUUAUCGAUGAAAGUGCCAAUAAAGACAAUGCCACAGCACCAGAACCAAAUGAGAGUGCAGAGGGCGAGGACGGGAGCUACAUCUCCCAUCACCAGCAUGCUGGCCCCCUCUGUGAACUUGGGGGUGGGGAGUGCCCCUCGGGGAGUGGCGUGGAGUGCCCAAAAUGUGACACUGUCCUGGGCUCCUCACGGUCGCUAGGUGGCCACAUGACUAUGAUGCAUUCUCGCAACUCAUGUAAGACACUCAAGUGUCCCAAGUGCAAUUGGCACUACAAGUACCAGCAGACACUUGAGGCGCACAUGAAGGAGAAACAUCCUGAGCCAGGUGGCUCAUGUGUCUACUGCAAAAGUGGACAGCCACACCCGCGGUUGGCACGGGGUGAGAGCUACACAUGUGGUUACAAGCCUUUCCGCUGCGAGGUCUGUAACUACUCCACUACUACCAAAGGCAACCUCAGUAUUCAUAUGCAGUCUGAUAAGCAUCUCAACAACAUGCAAAACCUGCAGAAUGGAGGGGGAGAGCAAGUCUUCAGCCACACUGCUGGGGCAGCCGCAGCUGCUGCAGCAGCCGCAGCUGCUGCUGCAGCAAAUAUUGGUAGCACCUGUGGGGCCCCCUCCCCCACCAAACCAAAAACCAAACCGACAUGGCGGUGCGAGGUGUGCGACUAUGAGACCAAUGUAGCUAGAAACCUUCGUAUUCACAUGACCAGUGAGAAGCACAUGCACAACAUGAUGCUGCUUCAGCAAAAUAUGUCCCAAAUCCAACACAACCGGCACUUGGGCCUCGGUAGCCUGCCGUCGCCUGCUGAGGCAGAGCUCUACCAGUACUACCUGGCACAGAACAUGAAUCUUCCCAACUUGAAGAUGGACAGCACUUCCUCUGAUGCACAGUUCAUGAUGGGGGGCUUCCAGCUGGAUCCCACCAAUCCAAUGGGAACAAUGGCUCCAUCUCUAGUGGGUGUAGAGAUCCCCCUGGACAUGCGGUUAGGUGGCGGACAGCUGGUGUCUGAGGAGCUAAUGAACUUGGGUGAGAGUUUCACACAAACGAACGACCCAUCGCUGAAGCUCUUCCAGUGUGCUGUGUGCAACAAGUUCACUACAGAUAAUCUGGACAUGCUGGGCCUUCACAUGAAUGUGGAGCGUAGCCUCCCUGAAGAUGAGUGGAAGGCAGUGAUGGGGGACUCAUACCAGUGCAAGUUGUGCCGCUACAACACGCAGCUCAAGGCAAAUUUCCAACUCCACUGUAAGACGGACAAGCAUGUGCAGAAAUACCAGCUGGUGGCACAUAUCAAGGAGGGUGGCAAGGCCAAUGAGUGGAGGCUGAAGUGUGUGGCCAUUGGGAACCCUGUACAUCUGAAAUGCAAUGCUUGUGACUACUACACCAACAGUUUAGAGAAGCUGCGUCUCCACACCGUGAACUCGAGGCAUGAGGCCAGCCUGAAGCUCUAUAAGCACCUUCAGCAUCAUGAGAGCGGGGUUGAGGGUGAAAGCUGCUAUUAUCACUGUGUCCUCUGUAACUACUCCACCAAGGCCAAGCUGAACCUUAUCCAGCAUGUGCGCUCCAUGAAACAUCAACGGAGUGAGAGUCUACGUAAGCUGCAACGCCUCCAGAAGGGUCUCCCUGAAGAAGAGGAAGAUUUGGGACAGAUCUUCACCAUCCGGAAGUGCCCAGCUGCUGAUGCUGAAGAAUCCAUUGAAGAUGUGGAAGGGCCUAAUGAAACAGCUGUUGAUGCUGAAGAGCCUGCCAAAGAGCAAGAGAGUGGAGGGGACAAGGACCAGAGUAAAUGGACAGCACCAGCCAGCCAGGCAGAGAAGGAGCUGACAGAGCCUCCAGCAUCCUCUAAACGCAUGUCAUUUCCCAGCAGCUCUGAGUCACCUCUCUCCUUUAAAUGGUCGAAAACUUCAGAGGAGACCAAAUCAGAGCAGAUGUAUCAGUGUCCAUAUUGCAAGUACAGUAACACAGACGUGAAUCGACUGCGGGUGCACGCCAUGACCCAGCACUCAGUGCAACCCAUGCUCCGCUGCCCACUCUGCCAGGACAUGCUGAACAACAAGAUCCAUUUGCAGCUGCACCUCACACAUCUGCACAGUGUGUCACCUGACUGUGUUGAGAAACUCAUCAUGACGGUGACAACACCUGAGGUGAUGAUGCCCAGCAGCAUGUUUCUCCCAGCAACUGCUCCAGACAAAGAUGGGAAUUCCAACACCGAAGAAGCGGGGAAGCAGCCUGAGAUCUCUGAGGACUCAGGAAAGAGCCUUUUGUCAUCUGAAAGUGCAGAGCACAGUGGAGAUCCUAAACCAGUUCCAGCUGAUCAGAGCUCGGCCAGGGAGGAUUCUGGUUUCCUUUGCUGGAAGAAGGGGUGCAACCAGGUGUUCAAAAGUUCAGCAGCCCUGCAGACACAUUUCAAUGAAGUUCAUGCAAAGCGGCCUCAAUUGCCAGUAUCUGAUCGCCAUGUCUACAAAUACCGUUGUAACCAGUGCAGCCUGGCAUUCAAAACCAUUGAGAAGCUGCAGCUCCAUUCUCAGUACCAUGUGAUCAGAGCAGCCACUAUGUGCUGCCUCUGUCAGCGCAGCUUCCGAACCUUCCAGGCCUUGAAGAAGCACCUGGAAACCAGCCAUCUGGAGUUGAGUGAAGCUGACAUUCAGCAGCUGUAUGGUGGUCUUUUGGUCAAUGGAGACCUCCUUGCCAUGGGUGACCCUUCACUUGCUGAAGACCACACUAUAAUAGUUGAAGAAGAUAAGGAGGAAGAGAGUGACUUGGAAGAUAAGCAAAGCCCUACAGGUAGUGAUUCUGGGUCAGUACAAGAGGACUCUGGCUCAGAACCAAAGAGGGCCUUACCCUUCAGAAAAGGCCCUAACUUCACUAUGGAGAAAUUCCUAGAUCCAUCUCGCCCUUAUAAAUGCACAGUUUGUAAAGAGUCUUUCACACAAAAGAACAUUCUUCUGGUCCAUUACAAUUCAGUUUCUCAUCUGCAUAAAUUGAAAAGAGCGCUCCAGGAGUCUGCUACUGGGCAGCCUGAGCCUACUAGCAGCCCAGAUAACAAACCUUUUAAGUGCAACACCUGCAGUGUGGCCUACAGUCAGAGCUCUACUUUGGAGAUCCACAUGAGGUCUGUCCUACACCAAACCAAGGCUCGUGCUGCCAAACUGGAGGCGGCUGGGGGCAGUGGCAGUAGUAAUGGAGCUGGUAAUAGCAGCAGCAGCAGUCUCUCAUUGGGUUCAUCCACGCCAAGUCCGGUGAGCACUAGCAACAGUAAUACUUUUACAACCACCAACACAAGUAAUUCAGGCAUGACUCCCAUUCCCAGCCUACUCAACCAGGUAUCCAGUGACAGUGUGGGAAUUCCUCCCUUGGGCAACCCUGUUAGCACUAAUAUCUCCUCUCCUUCUGAGCCCAAAGAGGUAAACCGGAAGAAGCUGGCAGACAUGAUUGCAUCCAGGCAGCAGCAGCAGCAGCAACAGCAACAGCAACAGCAGCAAGCUCAAACCUUGGCACAGGCCCAGGCCCAAGUCCAGGCCCAUCUGCAGCAAGAGCUGCAGCAACAAGCUGCUCUCCUGCAAUCUCAGCUGUUCAACCCAGCACUUUUGCCGCACUUUCCAAUGACCACUGAGACCCUUCUGCAGCUUCAGCAACAGCAACAUCUUUUGUUUCCUUUUUACAUCCCCAGUGCCGAGUUCCAGCUCAAUCCAGAAGUUAGCUUGCCUGUCACCAGCGGUGCACUGACAUUGACUGGCACAGGUCCAAGCUUGCUGGAGGACCUGAAGGCUCAAGUUCAGCUCCCACAGCAGAGCCAUCCACAACUCUUACAACAGCAGCAAGGUCAGCUGUCUUUGUCACAACCUCACUCUGUCCUUAUACAACAAAGCCAGCACCCAGAGAAGAAAAAUAAAUCUGUAGUGAAGGAGAAAGAAAAAGAAACCCCAAGGGAAAGGGAAAAUACAGAGAGGGGAGACAAUAAUGCAGUGUCUAAGGAACCUCUGCCUGAUAACUUAAAGCCCAAAGACAAGAAAGACUUUGCACCAGGCAAUAAUUCAGAGCCCUCUUUGCUUCCUCCACGUAUUGCAUCUGAUGCAAGAGGGAAUGCCACAAAAGCCUUGCUGGAAAACUUUGGCUUUGAGCUCGUCAUUCAGUAUAAUGAGAACAAGCAGAAGGUGCAGAAGAAAAAUGGGAAGACAGAGCAAGGUGAGAACUUGGAAAAGCUUGAAUGCGAUACAUGUGGCAAGUUUUUUUCAAACAUCCUCAUUCUGAAGAGUCACCAAGAGCAUGUUCACCAACAUUACUUUCCCUUUAAGCAGUUAGAGAGAUUUGCCAAACAGUACAGAGAACACUAUGAUAAACUGUACCCACUAAGACCUCAGACCCCAGAGCCACCACCACCACCUCCACCUCCGCCACCACCACUUCCUCCAGCACCUCCUCAGCCAGCUUCUACUCCUACCAUUCCUACUUCUGCGCCACCUAUUACCUCUCCUACGAUUGCACCAGCCCAGCCAUCUGUGCCGCUCACCCAGCUCUCUAUGCCAAUGGAGCUCCCCAUUUUUUCACCACUUAUGAUGCAAACCAUGCCACUACAAACGUUACCUGCUCAGCUGCCGCCCCAGCUUGGUCCCGUAGACCCUCUGCCUGCCGACCUGGCCCAGUUGUACCAGCAUCAGCUCAACCCUAGCCUUCUCCAGCAGCAGAACAAGAGGCCACGCACACGGAUCACUGAUGACCAGCUCAGAGUCCUUCGGCAGUAUUUUGAUAUUAACAACUCCCCAAGUGAGGAACAAAUCAAAGAGAUGGCGGACAAGUCUGGAUUGCCCCAGAAGGUGAUCAAGCACUGGUUCAGAAAUACUCUGUUCAAAGAACGCCAGCGCAACAAGGAUUCCCCAUACAACUUCAGUAAUCCUCCCAUUACCAGCUUGGAAGAACUGAAGAUAGACUCACGGCCUCCUUCUCCAGAACCUCAAAAGCAGGAGUACUGGGGAAGCAAGCGAUCCUCCAGGACACGCUUUACUGACUACCAACUCAGAGUCCUGCAGGAUUUUUUUGAUGCCAAUGCCUAUCCAAAGGAUGAUGAAUUUGAACAGCUUUCUAACUUGCUGAACCUCCCAACACGUGUCAUAGUGGUGUGGUUCCAGAAUGCUCGUCAAAAAGCUCGGAAAAACUAUGAGAAUCAGGGAGAAGGCAAAGAUGGGGAACGGCGGGAGCUUACAAAUGACAGAUACAUUAGAACAAGCAACUUGAACUACCAAUGCAAAAAGUGCAGUCUAGUCUUUCAGCGUAUUUUUGAUCUUAUUAAACACCAGAAAAAGCUUUGUUACAAAGACGAGGAUGAGGAUGGACAGGAUGAUAGCCAGAAUGAAGACUCUAUGGAUGCAAUGGAGCUCUUGACUCCAACCAGUUCCUCCUGCAGCACACCAAUGCCCUCACAAGCUUACAGCACACCUACAUCUUCAGCUAAUGCAGCCUCCUCAGCUUUUCUGCAGCUCACUGCUGAGGCAGAUGAUUCUUCCACCUAUAGUUCUAAAGCAGAAGCUACAGAUGAGAAACCAAAGCAGUCUGAACCUCCAAGUACACAGCAAAACCAAACUCAAGAGAAGCAAGUGCAACCAAAGCAAGAGUCUCAGCAGCAACAGGACCAAGGAGAACAAAAGACAAGUUCAGCUCACCAAAAGAUUUCACAGUUAUCCUCCCCUUCUUCAUUGCAGCAGCCACCUCCCCCUCCACAACCACCUCAGUGUUCCUUGUCACAGUCAAGCCCAAGCCCCUCUCAGCUCUCACAUCUCUCCCUCAAACCCAUUCACACAUCCACCCCUCAACAGUUGGCAAACCUACCUCCUCAGCUAAUCCCAUACCAGUGUGACCAGUGUAAGCUGGCAUUUCCUUCCUUUGAGCAUUGGCAGGAGCAUCAGCAGCUUCACUUUUUGAGUGCACAAAAUCAAUUUAUCCACCCCCCAUUCCUGGACAGAACGCUGGAUAUGCCUUUCAUGCUUUUUGAUCCCAGUAAUCCACUACUUGCGAGCCAGUUGCUGUCUGGAACAUUACCACAGAUUCCAGCAAGCUCAGCCACUUCACCAUCAACACCAACAUCCACAAUGAACACACUGAAGAGAAAGCUGGAGGAAAAGGCCAGUGCAAGUCCAGGAGAAAAUGACAGUGGGACCGGAGGAGAAGAACCACAAAGGGAUAAACGUCUGAGGACAACGAUUACCCCAGAGCAGCUGGAAAUUCUUUAUCAGAAAUACUUGCUUGAUUCCAAUCCAACACGGAAGAUGUUGGAUCACAUUGCACAUGAAGUGGGAUUAAAGAAACGCGUGGUGCAAGUUUGGUUUCAGAACACCCGCGCACGAGAGAGGAAGGGACAGUUCAGAGCUGUAGGGCCUGCCCAAGCCCACAGACGGUGUCCUUUCUGCCGAGCUCUCUUUAAAGCAAAGACAGCUCUUGAAGCUCAUAUCCGAUCCCGUCACUGGCAUGAGGCCAAGCGAGCUGGAUACAACCUGACUUUGUCUGCUAUGCUCUUAGAUUGUGAUGGGGGACUCCAAAUGAAGGGUGAUAUCUUUGAUGGAGCGAGCUUUUCCCACAUGCCACCAACUAGCAGUGAUGGUCAGAGUGUUCCUCUCUCCCCAGUGAACAAGAGCAUGGAACUGUCACCUCGAACUCUGCUGAGUCCAUCCUCCAUUAAGGUAGAAGGGAUAGAAGACUUCGAGAGUCCCUCCAUGUCCUCAGUCAACCUGAGCUUUGACCAAACAAAGCUGGACAACGAUGACUGCUCUUCUGUCAACACUGCAAUCACAGACACUACAACAGGAGAUGAAGGGAACGCAGACAAUGAUAGUGCAACAGGGAUUGCAACCGAAACCAAAUCAGCAUCAGGACCCAGCGAAGGUUUGACAAAGGCUGCCAUGAUAGCAAUGUCUGAAUAUGAAGAUCGGCUAUCUUCUGGCCUAGUCAGCCCAGCGCCCAGCUUUUACAGCAAAGAGUACGAUAAUGAAGGUACUGUGGACUAUAGUGAAACAUCCAGCCUUGCAGACCCCUGCUCACCCAGCCCUGGUGCAAGUGGUUCAGCCAGCAAGUCUGGAGAGAGUGGGGAUCGGCCUGGACAGAAACGCUUUCGCACUCAGAUGACUAAUCUCCAGCUGAAAGUUCUUAAGUCAUGCUUUAAUGACUACAGGACACCUACCAUGCUGGAGUGUGAGGUCCUGGGCAAUGACAUUGGACUGCCAAAGAGAGUUGUUCAGGUCUGGUUCCAGAAUGCUAGGGCAAAGGAGAAGAAGUCCAAACUCAGCAUGGCCAAGCAUUUUGGUAUAAACCAAACAAGUUAUGAGGGACCCAAAACAGAGUGCACUUUGUGUGGCAUCAAGUACAGCGCUCGACUGUCUGUACGUGACCAUAUCUUCUCUCAACAGCAUAUCUCCAAAGUUAAAGAAACCAUUGGAAGCCAGUUGGAUAAGGAAAAGGAGUAUUUUGACCCAGCUACUGUACGUCAGUUGAUGGCUCAGCAGGAGUUGGACCGGAUCAAAAAAGCCAAUGAGGUUCUUGGUCUGGCAGCUCAACAGCAGGGCAUGUUUGAUAAUACCCCUCUGCAAGCUCUUAACCUUCCUGCUGCAUACCCAGCACUACAGGGCAUCCCUCCAGUCUUGCUCCCAGGCCUCAACAGCCCAUCCUUACCAGGCUUUACUCCAUCCAACACAGCUUUAACUUCUCCCAAACCCAACCUGAUGGGCCUGCCCAGCACAAGCGUCCCUUCGCCCGGCCUCCCCACCUCUGGAUUACCAAAUAAGCAGCCCUCGGCCUCGCUGAGCUCGCCCACCCCAGCACAAGCUGCGGCGGCCGUGGCCCCGCAGCCGCCGCCGGCGACGGCCCCGCCGCCGCAGCCGCCGCCGCCGCAGCAGCCGCCGCCACCGCCGCCGCGCAAGGACAAGGAGAGCGAGAAGGCGAAAGAGAAGGAGAAGGCGCCCAAGGGGAAGGGGGACCCGCCGCCGGGGCCCAAGAAGGAGAAGGGGGAGGCGGCGGCGGCCCUCUCGGCCCCGCUGCCCGCCAUGGAGUACGCGGUGGAGCCCGCCCAGCUCCAGGCGCUGCAGGCGGCCCUCAGUUCGGACCCCACCACCUUGCUCACGAGCCAGUUCCUCCCCUACUUCGUCCCCGGCUUCUCGCCCUACUACGCGCCCCAGAUCCCCGGUGCCCUGCAGAGCGGGUACCUGCAGCCCAUGUACGGCAUGGAGGGGCUGUUCCCCUACGGCCCCGCGCUGUCGCAGGCCCUGCUGGGGCUGUCGCCCGGCUCCCUGCUGCAGCAGUACCAGCAAUACCAGCAGAGUCUGCAGGAGGCGUUGCAGCAGCAGCAGCAGCAGCAGCAGCAGCGGCAGGCGCAGCCGCCGCCGCCGCCGCCCAAGGCGCCGCAGCCCAAAGGAAGCCAAACCCCAGUCCCCGCGGGGGCUGCCGCCCCAGACAAAGACCCUGCCAAAGAACCCCCCAAGCAAGAAGAGCAGAAAAACGCACCCCGCGAGGUGUCCCCCCUCCUGCCCAAACCCCCAGAAGAGCCCGAAGCAGAGAGCAAGAGCGCGGACUCCCUGUGCGACCCCUUCAUCGUUCCAAAGGUGCAGUACAAGCUGGUCUGCCGCAAGUGCCAGGCGGGCUUCAGCGACCAGGAGGCGGCCAGCGACCACCUGAAGUCCCUCUGCUUCUUCGGCCAGUCCGUGGUGAACCUGCAAGAGAUGGUGCUUCAUGUGCCCACUGGCGGCGGCACGGCCGGCGGCCCGUACCAGUGCGUGGCGUGCGAGAGCACGGUGUGCGGGGACGAAGCCCUCAGUCAGCAUCUCGAGUCCGCCCCGCACAAACACCGAACAAUCACCAGAGCAGCAAGAAACGCCAAAGAGCACCCCAGUCUAUUACCUCACUCUGCCUGCCUCCCCGAUCCCAGCACCGCAUCUACCUCGCAGUCUGCCGCUCACUCAAACGACAGCCCCCCGCCCCCCCGGCCCCCCUCGGCUUCCCCCCACGCCGCCAGAAAGCCCUGGCCCCCGGCGGCCCCCCGCGCCCCGCCGGCCAGGCCGCCGCCGCCGCCUUGCCCUCCUCUCUCCUCAUCUUCAACGGUUACCUCAAGUUCAUGCAGCACCUCAGGGGUUCAGCCCUCGAUGCCAACAGACGACUAUUCGGAGGAGUCUGACACGGAUGUUAGCCAAAAGUCAGAUGGACCGGCGAGCCCGGUGGAGGGGCCCCAGGACCCCGGCUGCCCUAAGGACAGUGGUCUAACUAGCGUAGGAAUGGACACCUUCAGAUUGUAAGCUUUGAAGAUGAACAAUAAAAAAAAUGAAUUUAAAUAAAAAAAAUUAAUAACAAACCAAUUUCAAAAAUAGACUAACUGCAAUUCCAAAGCUUCUAACCAAAAAAAGAAAAAGAAAAAAGAAAAAGCGUGGGUUGUUUUCCCAUAUAACAAUGCCGGUGGGUUUUACAUUUUUUUUUUCUUUUAAUAAAAUAAAAAUUAAAAAAAAAAACUGUUACAUUUGUCCUUUUGAAGGUACUGUUGGUCUGGGAGACAAAAGUCCAUACUGCCUCCUUAAUGUCUUUGGAGCUUAAACCCCUUGUAUAUUGCCCCUUUUCAAUAACGCCCCACGUCGAUAGCACAGCAGAGGCCGGCAUGCACUGUAUGGGAAAGCAGCCCACCUUGUUACAGUUUUAAAUUUCUUGCUAUCUUAGCAUUCAGAUACCAAUGGCUUGCUAAAAGAAAAAAAAGAAAUGUAAUGUCUUUUUAUUCUCAGGUCAAUCGCUCACACUUUGUUCUGUUUUCAGAAUCAUUGUUUUAUAUAUAUAUAUAUAUAAUUUCCUUUGUUUGUUUUGGGGUUUUUUGUUUUGUUUUUGUUUUUGUUCCAGAAAAGGAUUUUUUUUUUUUGUUAAUUUAAAAUGGGCAGAAAGUAUUCAAGAGAAAAACAAUGUGAACUGCUUUAGCUUUUUGGGGAUUUUAAGGGUAGCUUUUCUGCUGAAGCCAAUUUCAAGGGGAAAAGUUAAGCACUCCCACUUUUCAGAAACAAAAACACACACAAAGAGUGUUGAGGACUCGGAGCUUAAAAAAAAUAAGUUUUAAAACAACUGACUUUCUGUAUUUAUGAUAGAUAUGACCAUUUUUGGUGUUGAGUAGAUUGUUGCAUUGGAAAUGAACUGAAGCAGUAUGGUAGAUUUAAAAGAAAAAACCCUUUUGUGUACAUUUAGCUUUUGUAUGGUCCAGCUGACGGCUUCUCAUUUGAUGUUGUCUUGUUCAUUCCUAGCCAGAUAGAUUGCGAUCCAUUGACUCGCCUAAGCUUUUCUCCCCUUUGUACCUUUAUUCCCCAUUUUCCCCAUCCUGUAAUCUUCCACUUAUGGUUGCUACCUUCAUUUCUUAGAGGGUGGUUGCAUAAUUAUUUUAUAAAAACUAAAGAAAGAAGUUCAAAGGGUUUUGGGGGUCAGUAGGAUCCCUUGCAGAAUAUUUUUUGUUGGGGGUUUGAAACUUUUUAAGGCGUAUACAUACGAUUUACCUAUGUCUGUUACCCUUGUGCACUUAUCUCUUUCUUAUUUUCCAUUUUUCCUUUUUUUUUCCUCUUCUUUUCCUCAUUUUGUAAAUGCUUCAAAGACUCUGUUCUUAAACUAUAAGCAUUUGUUUCUGUUUGUGUAAUUAGGCUGCACUCUGUUCCUUCUUUUAAAAAAAAAGUUUUUGUUACUUUUUUUUUUCUCUAAAGAAAAUUCAUGCUUUAAAUAAAAUCCAAAGACAUACCCUUUCACCACUGGUGCAGAAUGAGCAAAAAGGAUUCUUUUUACUUGAGAAUUUGUUUCUGAUUUAAACAAACAAGUCUAAGUUUAAAUAAAGAAAAGAAUAAAAAAAGUACCCAGGUUGUUAUCUGUGCUUCUUCUGCAAGCAGAGAGACAACUCUUAACGAAAAUUCCACAUACCAAAAGACAAGUUUCUAUCUCAAAGUUUUGUCCUUGUGUUAGGCAGUCUGAGUGGUGAGUGACCCAGAGGUGCAGCCCGAAAAGAGUCCGAUAGCAAUGUACAGAAAGCCGAGAGGAAACUGUAUGUGAGGCACUUGUGUUCAUGUUGAUCUCUGUAUUCCUGUUUGUGGAAGAGACACCUACAUAUGCACACACGCACGCACGCACGCACGCACACACCCGCCUUCUACGGUCUGGACUUUGAAAGGAAAACUGUGCUGCUAAAACGUAGAUCUUGGAGACCGGUAGACGCUUGCUGUUUCUCUUCCGUAGCCAAACGUCAACAGAAACUAUCUCCUCCCCCUACCCCUCCUCUGCCCCCAAAAGUGUGAAGUUCUUCUUCCCCGUCAUCCUCAUCCUCCUCAUGUUUCGAAAGGGAACGUCGAAGACUGUGAAUGCAGGUUCAUGGUUCACCCUUGGCUUCUUUUCCCAGUGCUGAAGCCGCUCAUCGACUCUGCAAGAGACUGGAGCAUUCCAAGAUAACGAAAAACAGAUUUCAUUUUUUAGCGGGACUCUUUAUUUUUAUGAAUUUUUGGUUUUAGUUUAAUGAAAGACUAGAUCCUGAACUGUUGUACAUAUUUCUAACUAGGCUAAUGCACAGUGCAAAUUCCUUUUUUAAUUGUUUUUUAAGUAGACAAUACUGAAGAGAGUACCAUCUAAUAUUCCUACCAGUAUCCAGUUGUAGCAUAAGGUGUCAAAAACAAGUACACAGAACGUUCGCUGUUUUAACAAACUGUUUCUUUUAACAAAAAUUCUUGUAUUUCUCCCCGUGUUUGAGAUGAACAUUUUUUAAAUUCUAAAGUUGUACAGUUUUUGUUUUCCAUUAUUUUAUCUUGUUUGUAAUUCUAUGAAAUAUA